Messenger RNA from Galeopterus variegatus (Sunda flying lemur), 2297 nucleotides. RefSeq names its product pre-B-cell leukemia transcription factor 2-like. Gene Ontology annotation, cellular component: nucleus. The transcript is spliced from 8 exons. Gene Ontology annotation, biological process: embryonic organ development; brain development; neuron development. NCBI's taxonomy places the organism in Eukaryota, Metazoa, Chordata, Mammalia, Dermoptera, Cynocephalidae. The record is from RefSeq and is a predicted model, not a curated record. Gene Ontology annotation, molecular function: DNA-binding transcription factor activity, RNA polymerase II-specific; RNA polymerase II cis-regulatory region sequence-specific DNA binding. Bases 641 to 1687 code for a protein of 348 amino acids.
UCUUCUCCCCUAACUCUCCACGCAGCCCACCCCCUUCUCUCCAGACCUGAGGACCUCCACACCCCUCCCCAGAGCUCCUGACACUCCUCUCCACCCAUGGCCCCAGCCUCCAAGGGUGUUCGCCCACCCUUCACCCUGCUCAGCCAGAUAUUAGGUGCAUCAAAGCCUCCCACCUGCCCAGCCCCAGGACCCCUUCACACACACCCCACUUAGUUCGGCACCCCCAACCCCUUUCUGCCACCUCAGACUCUGACUUUUCUCCACCUCAGCCUCCAUUUCUCUUCUGAAAAAUACCUAGUCACCCUCAUUUCUCCAGUCACCCCCAAAUCCCUCCACUAUACCUUUCCUAGACCAUCUCUGAAAGCCCCAGCCCACCCAUGGCACCUUUAGCCUGCUGCCUGCAUCUUCCUGAAGCCAAGCAGCUUCCCCAUGCUCUAGGAGCUGACCUUUUCCCAAGAACCCCCACCCCAACUCCAUCUGUCUCAACCCUGCUUUCCCCCUCCACAGAUUUGCUCUCCCUCCUUGUUCCCAGGCUCCCCCCUCACACACUUGUGGUCUCCCUGCUCUGUUUCUCUAGUUCAACUUUUCUCUUUCCCUGCUCCCAUUCCUCCCAAGGAAACAUGCCCUAAACUGUCACCGAAUGAAGCCUGCUCUCUUUAGUGUCCUGUGUGAAAUCAAGGAGAAAACCGGCCUCAGCAUUCGAAGCUCCCAAGAGGAGGAGCCAGUGGACCCACAGCUGAUGCGCUUGGACAACAUGCUUCUGGCAGAGGGUGUGGCUGGGCCCGAGAAAGGGGGGGGCUCAGCGGCAGCAGCCGCAGCCGCUGCAGCCUCUGGGGGCGGCGUGUCCCCUGACAACUCCAUCGAACACUCGGACUAUCGCAGCAAACUUGCCCAGAUCCGCCAUAUAUAUCACUCCGAGCUGGAGAAGUAUGAGCAGGCAUGUAAUGAGUUCACGACCCAUGUCAUGAAUCUGCUGAGGGAGCAGAGCCGCACGCGCCCCGUGGCACCCAAGGAGAUGGAGCGCAUGGUGAGCAUCAUCCACCGGAAGUUCAGCGCCAUCCAGAUGCAGCUCAAGCAGAGCACCUGCGAGGCUGUCAUGAUCCUGCGUUCCCGCUUCCUGGAUGCCAGGCGAAAACGCCGUAACUUCAGCAAACAAGCCACUGAAGUCUUAAAUGAGUAUUUCUACUCCCACCUGAGUAACCCAUAUCCUAGUGAGGAGGCGAAGGAGGAGCUCGCCAAAAAGUGCGGCAUCACCGUCUCUCAGGUCUCCAACUGGUUUGGCAACAAGCGGAUUCGCUAUAAGAAAAAUAUUGGGAAGUUCCAAGAGGAGGCAAACAUCUAUGCUGUCAAGACUGCCGUGUCAGUCACCCAGGGGGGCCACAGCCGCACCAGCUCCCCGACACCCCCUUCCUCCGCAGGCUCUGGUGGCUCUUUCAAUCUCUCAGGAUCCGGAGACAUGUUUCUUGGGAUGCCCGGGCUCAACGGAGAUUCCUAUUCUGCUUCCCAGGUGGAAUCGCUCCGACAUUCAAUGGGGCCAGGGGGCUACGGGGAUAACCUCGGGGGAGGCCAGAUGUACAGCCCUCGGGAAAUGAGGGCAAAUGGUGGCUGGCAGGAGGCUGUGACCCCAUCCUCAGUGACAUCCCCAACCGAGGGACCAGGGAGUGUUCACUCCGACACCUCCAACUGAUCUUGCCCCUCAGGAUCACAGGGGUGGACCCCUCACAAGGCGACUCUUGAAGAGGACGCAGGCAUCCAGAGGACAAACCCCCAAACACAGAAGAAGCACAAGACAGAAGGGCAAAUGGGGUUGUCCCCUCCCCAACUAGACUCUCAGUGCUGGGGGUGCUGACUAUAUGUCAGGGAGAAUGGGACCCCUAAGGGGAAAGUGGGGUCUGUCUCCUCCUUUUUUCCUUUUUUCAGUCUUUUUCCUCUCCCCCUUUCUCUCUUACACAGAAACACAUACCCAGAAACCUAUUUUUCUGACCCCCUUUUCUCCUCUUCCUCUGUCUCUGUCUCUCUGCUCUUCUCGCUCCCUCUCUCUCUCUCAUAUACACUCAUAUACAACUAUUCUGUUUCUCUUUCUGGGCUUCCCCACUUUCCUUUCCCCACCCCACUUUUAUGCUCUGGAAUCUGUGGAGAUGCCAGCCCUGCCUGACCAGAGAUGCCAAAAAUGGGGACACAACUUCUGGACAGAGGACAUGGGCCACGCCCCCUGUGCAUCCCCACCCCCUGCCCCUCCAGACGGCUUUAUUACCUCAUACGCAGCUCAUCUUAAACCAAUAGAAUCGCUCGGUGGA